This is a messenger RNA of Drosophila suzukii, 2242 nucleotides long. Lineage: Eukaryota; Metazoa; Arthropoda; Insecta; Diptera; Drosophilidae. The record is from RefSeq and is a predicted model, not a curated record.
GAACGAUGUCGAUCCCAAGGUUGGAGCUGCAGGCAGCGGUUCUUGGAACCAGACUGAUGAACACUGUCCAGGAGGAGCACAGUGUGGACAUCAGCGAGACGGUGUUGUGGACGGACUCAAAAACGGUGCUGAAAUGGAUCGGCAGCACCCACCGCCGGUACAAGCAGUUUGUUGGCAACCGAGUGGCGGAGAUUUUGGAGUCGUCGAAGAUUUCCCAGUGGAGGUGGGUACCUACAGCUGACAACGCAGCGGAUGAUGCGACGCGGUCGCAGAAUAAGGCGGACCUUAGCCCGGAAUCACGUUGGUUAAGCGGACCCGCAUUUUUGAGGCAGCCAGCGAGCGGCUGGCCGGCGCCUGAGGAGGGAACUAAGCGUGUUCCAGAUGCGCCUGAGGAGGGAACUAAGCGUGUUCCAGAUGCGCCUGGUGAAGAGGAGAUGCCCGGUGAGUUUGCAUUGGUGGCCGCGGAUGAAUUUGCCAUUCCGUUCCAGAGAUUCUCGAGCUUCAGUCGCCUGGUGAGGACCACAGCAUGGGUCUUGAGGUUUGCGCGUUGGUGUCGCAAGCAGAGAAGCGAGAUCGAGGAGUACGGACUCACUGCAUCGGAGUGUGAGGCCGCGGAGAACCUGUUAGUCAGACAGGCCCAGUUGGAGUCGUUCCCCGACGAGAUGAGGUCGGCGGGAUGCGGAAAGGACGUCGCCAGCUCGAGUGAGAUUCGAGGUCUGGCGCCUUACGUGGAUGAACGUGGAGUUCUGCGAGUUUAUGGCAGAGUUGAUGCCGCGCUGUGCAUGCCGUACAGUGCGAGGAGGCCCGUAAUACUGUCACACAGGCACAGUCUUAUGGAAUUGAUUGUGAGGCACUUUCAUGCCCAGAUGAAGCAUCAAAACGUGGAUGCGACGAUUGCUCAGAUUCGGACGAGAUUCUGGGUCACGAAGAUGAGACGAGUGCUGAAGGAAGUAAUCUCGUCGUGCAACGAGUGCAAGUUGCAACGAUCGCGGCCGAUGCCGCCGAUAAUGGGACCCCUACCAGAGGAUCGACUGGAAGCGGGAGGAUGGCCAUUCAAGUACACCGGAUUGGACUACUUUGGGCCACUGCUGGUGACUGUAUCCCGUCACAGAGAGAAGCGUUGGGUCGCCUUGUUCACAUGCUUGACGACAAGGGCGAUUCAUCUGGAGUUGGCGCAUGACCUGUCGACGGAUUCCUGCAUAAUAGCGAUGAGGAACUUCGUCUGCCGUAGAGGACCAGUACAUAGACUGCGGAGUGAUAACGGCAAGAACUUCGUGGGAGCUGACAGGGAGGCCAAGCGAUUUGGAGACGUGUUCGAGACGGAGAGGAUACAGAGUGAGUUGUCCAGCAGAAGCAUUGAAUGGGAUUUCAAUUGCCCAUCGAACCCGUCUGAGGGCGGAGUAUGGGAGCGGAUGGUGCAGUGCGUCAAACGAGUGCUGCGCCAUACCCUGAAGGAAGUUGCGCCGAGGGAUCAUGUGUUGGAGAGUUUCCUGAUCGAGGCGGAGAAUGUAGUCAACUCGCGUCCGCUCACCCACUUGCCGGUGGAUGCGGACCAAGAGGCGCCGUUGACGCCAAAUGAUCUGCUCAAGGGAGCAGCUAACCUGCCGAAUACGCCUGGAUUGGAUGCGGAGCUGCCCAAGGAGGGUUCUACGCGAAAGCAGUGGAGGAUUGCUCGCAUGCUGCGAGACCGUUUCUGGAGGAGGUGGGUCCUGGAGUACCUGCCUACGCUUGUGCGCCGCGAGAAGUGGGGCCGGAGAACGGAGCCCAUCCGCCAGGGCGAUAUGGUCUUCGUCUGCGAUCCUGCCUUGCCCAGACGAGAGUGGCGCAAGGGAAUCGUGGAGGAGGUCUACAGCGGACCUGAUGGAGUCGUCAGAUGCGAUACUGUGCGCGUGAACGACAAUGGCCUAUCUCGGACAAUGUUGCGGCCCGUCUCAAAACUUGCAGUUUUGGAUUUGAGUGAAGCGGUUCUUCACGGGGUCGGGGAUGUCGACGGUCGAACAUUGUAAUCGAUAGGUAGACUAAGUAUUGUAAGAGAAAUCUAGUAUUUGUUAAUUUAUCCGAUCUCGUAUGGAUUUCUUGGCCCUUGAAGUGCGGGCCUACUAAUAUCGGUUUAAUGGAUGCCGCCAUAAAUUGUGCUUCUCAUUGUCUUGUGAAUCGUAGGAGGGCACACUGCGAAUAAAACGAUCGCCCCGAUCGCACCAAUCGAGCGCCACCAGGCGCACGCCGCCCUUAAAGUUCACCC